AUGAUGCCAUCAUCUCCUCACGCUGAUUUGCCACGUUACUACUCAAACUACGACCACGUUAUGCUUCACACACCUCCACCAACUUCAACCAAGGUGGGCUCAAUAUUUUUGGGACUUGUUUUCCUGUUUCCAGGAGAGUUCUUUUAG
Messenger RNA from Haemonchus placei, 147 nucleotides. The record is from the annotation of a GenBank genome assembly. NCBI's taxonomy places the organism in Eukaryota, Metazoa, Nematoda, Chromadorea, Rhabditida, Trichostrongylidae.